AUGGCAUAUGGUUUAAAAGGAAGUCCGGCAACUUUUUCUCCGUUGAUGCAGAAGGUUCUAGGACACAUUCCACCACAUCGGUUGGCAUUGUACAUGGAUGAUAUCUGUAUUAUUAGCAAAACGUUUGAGGAACAUUUAGUAAAUCUCCAGGGAGUAUUUGAUGCAUUGCGACAGCAUGGAUUACGAGUUAAAGCUAAGAAAUGUGCUUUCGCAAUGAAAGAAGUGAAAUUUCUUGGACACAAAGUUUGCAACAAGGGUGUGCAGCCAGAGGAACAUAAAGUAAAGGCAAUUUGUGCAUGGGUUGCACCAACUUGUCUUAAAGAGGUGCAAAUGUUUUUGGGUGCAGUUGGGUGGUAUCGGAAGUUUAUCAAGGAUUUUAGUACAAUUGCUCGACCAUUAACAUGGCUUUUGGAGAAAGAUGUCACAUUCACUUGGGGUAAGGAGCAAGAUGAUGCAUUCAAUACACUAAGACAUGAGUUGGUUAAAGCUCCAGUAUUAGUCCAUCCUGACCCCACUCGACCCUUUGUUGUUACCACGGAUGCAAGUAAAGUGGGUCUGGGUGGUGAACUAUCACAAGAAGAUGCACAAGGACAAUUACAUCCGGUUGCAUAUUUCAGUCGUGCAUUGACCAAACGAGAACGUUCAUAUCCAACUUAUGACAGAGAAGUGAUGGUUAUGCGAGACACGCUUAAGAGGCAGUCUCUGUAAGAACCUCAUGACCUCUUUGGAUCAACAAAUAGAUUUCUCUCAAACUUUGUAGUUGAGGUUGCCUUUAUAAGGGUUGUUUCAAAAUGCAUUUUGUUUUCAGUCUAAUUGCAUUUUGGCAAAGUUCCAGGGGGGUGAAGUUGAGGGAAAAAAUUACGAUUUUUGCCGUUUCUCAAUAGUGGAUUUUUGCUGAUUUUUAAACCUCUGUACAUCAAACAAAAAUAAUCAUAAAACUAAAUCUUUCCAGACAAUAGUAGCUUUAUAUGUCUUAAGUAAUAAGGUAUCUAUAAAUUUUUCAAAUUUGUUUUCUAAAUAUAGAAAUGACAUCAUUCAUGAUAGACUAAAAUAGAAAUUUCCAAGUUCCUUAAAAAUGGGUGAAAUAAAACCCCUAAAAUUCAAAAGUUAGACUUGCUAUGAAUGUAAUAUUAUUUGUAUGGUGAGAUUAAAGGUUGGUCUUACAUAAUACAAAAUAAAAUAUUGCGGCCUGUAAAUUUUGGAGGUACUACAGGCCAACAAAACAUCAACAUUUUCGACUUUCUAGCUGAAUAUAAUCAAGACAAGUUAUACAUUUGCAUCAUGUAAAGACGUCCGUUAGUCAACAAAUCAUCAAACAUCGAUUUAUUUUGAAGAUUUAUUUAAAAAGUCAAGAGAAAACCUACCCCAAUAUAUUUAUAUUGAUACAAAGUAUGCCUCGAUCGACAGCCUUGUCAUUUAAUGACCCGAAUUGUCAGUUGACUUAUUAUUUGACGUUCGUUAGCUGCCAUUAUUCUUUAGUGUUAAUCACUUUCGAUAUCUUAAUGAUUAUUGUAGACACAGUCUUGUAUAUAAAUCUUGAUUCUUCGUCCGAACAGGCAAUGUUAGUCAAUUCCUCCAUCAGUCCAUCGUUUAUAUAACUCGAUUUUGUUGUUGUUAUGGCGGAGGCCGCUGACCAGCCAAAUAAUUCGACUGUCAAACGUACAGGGCGGGUUUGUGCACGAUAGAGAUAUUUACAGCCUUGGAAAAUUUUGCUUCCAUCAAACAAAUAUCAUGUUAAACCUGUAUCCUCCCGCACAAUAGUAACUUGGUAUGUCCUAAGUAUCAAGGAAUCUAUAAUUUUUUAAAAUAUAUUUUCUAAAUAUAGAAAUGUUUCUAUAUUUAGAAAAAUUACAUUUAGUCUGUUUCAUUCGUGACAGACUAAAAUAGAGAUUUUCAUUAAAAUAGAGAUUACAUUUUUAAGGAUUGGAACAAUUUACCCAAUUCUAUUUGAGAAAACGAUUUCUUUAUAACUUUUAAACAUAUCAAGAACUUUGGAUUAUAGUAGUGACAGGGGCGUAGGAACCGGGGGGGGAGGGGCCCCCCAAGUUUUGGCAAGUGCCCUUUUUCCAGGAGCAAAGUGCCCUUUUUGUGCCUGAAACAUUUUCAUAAAAUUCGCAGUUUUUGUCCAAACGAAACUUUUGAAAACUUUAAUCUAGGUUUUUUCCCGAAAAAUGUUUUAGUUUCCGAGAAAAAUAUCAUUUAUUAUAUAAACAUAAGUGUUAUAUAGAGUUUUUGGCCACUGAGAAAAAUCGUAUUUAAACACACGUAAAAAAUACGAUAUUUUUACGUGUGAAAAUAUCAUUUGUUGUAAAACGCAUUGCCACGGACGUUUUAUUGUUUUUCACUGAAUUUUGUUUAUAUAAUAAACAGAAAAAUACAUGGGUGCUUGGAAAUACCAGAUUUAUUUCUCGUGUUGAACAUGAUAUCUCACUAGUGAGAUAUCAUGUUCAACACUCGAAAUAAAUCUGGUAUUCCCGCGCACCCAUGUAUUAUUCUCUAUAUAUUUGUUUUUCCGGAAAAUUUUUUUUGUAUUGAAGGAAACAUAUGUUAUGUCCGGAAAAUUUUUUUACCCCUAAAAUGGUACACUGACCGAAAUUUUUUUGGCGACGGGGGGGGUUCGCCAAAAAAUUUUUGAGAUGCCCUAUUUUUUUUUAAAGUGCCCCUCAAAGCCUGCCCCUCCCCCCCAACUUUUCUAAGCUUCCUACGCCCCUGAGUAGUGACUUAUUUUACUUUUUACAUCGUAAUUUCCUAGUACAUAUACUGCAGAAAGAUAUAUUAUAACGUAUUACUAUUAGCUAUAUUGUAAUUUAUUUGCAGAACCUCCCUGAAAACCACGUAUGUGAUGGAAGCUGUUAAAAUAUUACUUUAAUAAUAAUAAUAAUAAAGUUUUGCAUAUAUAUAUAUGUACUUCUAAUUCGCUGCAGAUUUCUUUCAGCAUUUUGACAUUGAAUUUUUUCAAUUCGUUACGUUGGCGUAAUUCACAAGUUACUUAUAUAUUAACGCAACACGCAAGCAAGUUUAUAUGAAAGUAAGUUAAUAUCAAAACCGUGAAAUUAUACAAAAUUUAGAUAUAUUUUUUUAUUUCAGCUGCAUGUGUUUCCACAAAAAUUAAAAAGUCAAAAAUCACCUGUGGAAAUAGUCUCGAGGUAAAUUUUCGGCGUGAAAGCAAACAAUUCUCGACAUGUUGCACGUGUUUUGACAGCCGAAUUAUUUAGCUGGCCAGCGGCUUCCGCCAUAACAAUAACAAAACGAGUAAAAUUAAACGAUGGAGGAAUUGACUAGCAUUGCCUGUUGACGAAGAAUCACGAUUUAUACUGAUACGAGACUGUGUCUACAAUAGUCAUUAAGAUAUCGAAAGUGAUUAACACUAAAGAAUAAUGGAAGCUAACGAACGUCAAAUAAUAAGUCAACUGACAAUCGGGGUCAUUGAAUGACAAGGCUAUGAUCGAGGCAUACUUUGUAUCAAUUAUAUUGGGGUAGGUUUUCUCUUGACUUUCUAAAUAAAUCUUCAACAUAAAUCGAUGUUUGAUAAUUUGUUGACUAACGGACGUCUUUACAUGAUGCAAAUGUAUAACUUGUCUUGAUUAUAUUCAGCUAGAAAAUGUUUAUUAUUUAUACAAUACGGUCCAUUACGUCCAUACAUAACGGAAAUGCCUGUGUCAGUGCUUUUCCCUAAAAGACUUUAGACAACAGUAAAGGUCAAACGAAUGUUCAUCACUGUUCUAGGUCCAAUAAUAUGUAAAAUUUUGCUCUUUCAAAGCAGAGUUUACAGUAAACAUGAACGUUCUUAUUUACUCCAAACUGCCGAAAGUCGAAAAUGUUGAUGUUUUGUUGGCCUGUAGUACCUCCAAAAUUUACAGGCCGCAAUAUGUUAUUUUAUAAUAUGUAAGACCAACCUUUAAUCUCACCAUACAAAUAAUAUUACAUUCAUAGCAAGUCUAACUUUUGAAUUUUAGGGUUUUUAUUUCACCCAUUUUUAAGGAACUUGGAAAUUUCUAUUUUAGUCUAUCAUGAAUGAUGUCAUUUCUACAUUUAGAAAACAAAUUUGAAAAAUUUAUAGAUACCUUGUUACUUAAGACAUAUAAAGCUACUAUUGUCUGGAAAGAUUUAGUUUUAUGAUUAUUUUUGUUUGAUGUACAGAGGUUUAAAAAUCAGCGAAAAUCCCCUAUUGAGAACAGCAAAAAUCGUAAUUUUUUCCCUCAACUUCACCCCCCUGGAACUUUGCCAAAAUGCAAUUAGACUGAAAACAAAAUGCAUUUUGAAACAACCCUUAUAAAGGCAAUCUCAACUACAAAGUUUGGGAGAAAUCUAUUUGUUGAUCCAAAGAGGUCAUGAGGUUCUUACAGAGACUGCCUCGCAUUUUCGGUAUUAUCUGUUAGGAGCACAAGUAGUGAUGAGGACCGACCACAAACCUCUUCUAAAGAUCCUGGAACAGAAAGAUCCAUUUGGACGAAGAGCGACAUUGAUGAGAGAUAUAGCAGAAUUCGAACCACGCAUAGAGUUUAUUCGAGGGCAGGAUAAUCACAUGGCAGAUGCUCUUAGUCGGAUCGGAUGGAAUGUCAAGUGGGAAGAGAGAGAUGAGGAUACUAGUAAAGUGGCUACUAUUGGUGGCUCUCAAGACGAGAUUGGUCCAUACAAGGAUGUAAGGUUGGACAGCAAGAACGUGACCCAACCCUUAAGCCACAUAUUUCCACACACCGAAACGAACAUGGUUUAUUCACACGAGAUCAUAAGAAGCAAGUGUUACUUCCAGCAUCGCUUGUUCCCACCAUAUUAUCAUUAGCUCAUGACGAAAGAGGGCACCAAGGAGCAGAUAAAAUGCUUGCAAGAAUUGAACCUCAUUAUUGGUGGCCAAAGAUGAAAGCAGAAGUAGAGAACUAUGCAAAAACGUACCAACGCUGUGCUGCUACUCUUGCCCAGGGACAUAGAAAAGCACCCAUUCAUCAACGACCAAAAGAAGAGAAACCAUUUGCGUUGAUAGAAGUAGAUCUCAAGGGUCCAUUACCGAGAACGAAAGAGGGAUUUGACAAUAUUGUUGUGAUAACAGAUCCAUGUACAAAAUAUGCAGAGAUGCAUCCAAUUCGAGGACAAACCAGCCAAGUUGUUUGUAAGACACUCAUGGGUUGGAUAUCAAGAUAUGGUUUACCAAACAAAGUGCACUCUGACAAUGGACCUUGUUUCAUAAGCGAAACAUUUGAACAGUUUUCCAUAACCCAAGGCAUUGAGCAUACUUUCAGUCCACCCUAUAGGCCACAAGGAAACGCGGGUGUAGAACGGAUUAAUCGUACGAUGGGGGAAGCACUCACAAAAUUGGUAGAUAAACAUCCCAACCGAUGGUCUCAACACCUACCUGACGUACAACUAGCAUACAACACAGCAGUUCAUACAAGUACAGGAGUUUCGCCGUACGAGCUAGUUUUCAAGGAGCACCCGCGAUCAAAAUUCGAAAUUAUAACAGAGAAGAUAUCACCAGCAACGGUUAGAGAGAAAACGGAACGACUGCGCGAGAUUGUUAGUGAGGUAUUCCAAAAAGCGCAAGAGUCCGAUGCCAAGUUAGCGGGAAAACGCAGAGAACGGUACAACAGAAAAACUUCGUUUAAAUCGUUGGGGGUGGGUCAACAAGUUUGGAAAAGAAAUUUACGAGCAAAAACAUUUGCAGAUCGGUGGACGGGACCCUAUGUCGUGGUAAAGCCCACGUCGGUAACCAAAACAUCUUAUGUAGUGAGAAGGAAUAAUGAAACUAAAGAAGAAAUUGUCCAUUACAAUUACCUUAAACCUUAUCAGAUUCAACCUGUCAAGAAACCAAAGUCAAGGAAUCCACCAAAGAAGAAUGGGGUCGGACACCCAGCACUGGGUACCAGUGAGGACAGUGAAUCUGACAGCAGAGAAGAGGAAAUGCAACCAGAGAGAAGAUAUCCAAAAAGAAUUCGAAGACCUCCAGAAAGAUACACAUAA
Molecule: messenger RNA, 5955 nt
Organism: Paramuricea clavata
Lineage: Eukaryota; Metazoa; Cnidaria; Anthozoa; Malacalcyonacea; Plexauridae
Source: the annotation of a GenBank genome assembly